This is a messenger RNA of Menidia menidia (Atlantic silverside), 2441 nucleotides long. NCBI's taxonomy places the organism in Eukaryota, Metazoa, Chordata, Actinopteri, Atheriniformes, Atherinopsidae. The record is from the annotation of a GenBank genome assembly.
UGAGGAAGCAGCGAUCUGAUUGGCGGAGACGCUGUAGCUACACACCGGCUGAAGAGGGGGCAUGUCGCGGAAGAAAUUGUUAUGAAAUGGUUUAAAACUUCGGAAUUAUUUAACUAGAUAGCAUGUGUUGUUAGACAUGCUUUUAUAAAAAGAGAAAAUGCAUGUAGCUGAGAGAUAGCCUCGGUUUAAAACGCUUUUGAAAGUGUGUUUUGGUUGUAUCGGCUGAUUCACGGUCGAACAGUCCUAUUUUUGACUCGAUACUGAAGAUGAGUUCCUCUGGAUAUUUGGUGCACAGACGUUUGCUGUUUCACCUUUGCAAAUCUCCAUGUGUGCUCAAAAGGCGUGUUGGUCAGCAGAGACUGCUCAGCACAUCCGGCAGGUGCAGAACCAUCAUGCCUGCCUGGGUUAUUGAUAAAUAUGGAAACAAUGACGUCCUAAGAUUCACAAGAAACGCCAGUUUCCCCGUGAUUCACUACCCCAAUGAGGUCAUUAUCAAAGUGGUCGCUGCUGGUCUGAACCCAAUUGAUGUCAGCAUGAGAGGUGGCUAUGGUUCAUCCACGUUGUCCAUGAAGAGAGACCCCCUGAACAUCAAACAGUCAGGCAGCGAGUUCCCGCUCAUCCUGGGAAGAGACGUGUCCGGGGUGGUCAUGGAGUGCGGCCUGGAUGUGAAGUACUUCAGAGAGAGGGACGAGGUGUGGGCAGCGAUCCCUCCAUGGAAGCAGGGCAGCUUGGCUGAAUUUGUGGUGCUGAGUGCGAAUGAGAUAUCUCACAAACCAAAGACACUGAGUCACAUCGAGGCAGCCGCCAUUCCCUACGUAGCCGCCACGGCCUGGUCGGCGCUGGUUAACACGGGCGGACUCAGCAAGGACAAAUGUGCCAACAAACGGAUCCUGAUCCUUGGAGGAUCAGGGGGAGUGGGAACCUUUGCAAUACAGAUGGUGAAGGCCUGGGGGGGCCAUGUGACUGUGACCUGCUCCCAGAAUGCCGAGCGGUUUUUGAAGGGACUCGGCGCUGACCACACUGUGGACUACACGGCCGGGCCGGUGGAGGAGCCCCUCAGCCAGCUGGAGAAGUUUGACCUAAUCCUGGACAACAUAGGGGGGGACACAGAGCGCUGGGCUCUGGGCCUGCUUAAGCCGUGGAGCGGCGCUAAGUACGUGACCCUCGUGACACCCUUCAUGCAGAACACCGACCUGCUGGGCAUCGCCGACGGCAUGAUGCAGACCGCAGCUACAGUGGCCACCAAAGCCCUCAAGCAUCUGGUCAAAGGAGUUCACUACCGCUGGGGAUUCUUCUCACCCAGCGGUCCCACGCUGGAUGAGAUAAGAGAAAUGGUGGAUGCAGGAAAGAUUCGGGCCGUUGUGGAGGAGACGUUCUCCUUUUCACAGGUUCCCCAAGCCUUUGAGAAGAUGGAGAAAGGUCACGCCCGAGGAAAAACUGUGGUCCAGAUCAGCCAGGGAGGAACGUAACGACUCUCAAAGAGGUUUAAUUUUAAUUCACCACUGCAGGAAACUGCUACAAAUGAGCUGAAAGCUGCUGCCUGGGUACAAUAAAAAGCUGUGAGGCCUUCUGCUUCUGCAGUGUGCACUUUUUCUGUUGUUACCUUUUUGCUGCCGGAUCAUAAACAACACAGAGGCAAUGUUUUUCAUUUUUUGGUCAAAAACAAUAAAAGUGUCAUAAAAUGAAGUAAUUUAACCUGUGAGUUCAUCAAAGCUUUUGUUUGGUGUAUGACUGAGUUACUUUAAACUUUAACCCUUAUAUGUCUCCACUUUGAAUUACCCUGUUUAAUGCGGCAUCCAGUACUUACUGAAGCUACUUCACAUUACAGACUUUGGCUCUCUCUGCAGGCUCACACAUGCACCCACUACUGAUCCAGCACAGUUAGGCCCCAUGUGAGAGAGCUUUGGAUUAAAAACUGUCAUUCACUGUCUGCUGGAAAAUGACGUGAUAACCUCCAACUAGGUGCCUGUUCAUGAACAUCAUCAGGAGGUGGGAUAGUUCGUAAAAUGCAGAUUUAGAAUAACUUUCGAUUGUUUGGUGUCUCAUAACUAUUUGUUAGAAAAGCAGCAUACAUGAGGCGCAAGUCUUUGAUAAGCAGAGAUGGAUUGAAGAUCUUCAGUUGGUGAACAAAUAGGAUCUAAAGUCACUUAAUUGACUAACAAAUUUCCUCAAAUAAAGAGUGGAGGCAUUUUACUUCCUCGACAGGGAAGAAUAUUGUCUGUGACCCUGAUAAAACCUCAGAGGCACAUGUGUACAUUCAGAAAUGCCUCUUUGAACUUCCCUGAGCAUAAAAAAAAUUCUUAAUUGUAUUUGUUAAAUAUUGUCUUUGACCUUUUAUCCAGUUAUCCUCUUCCCGUUUCUGGUCUAACUGAACAGCUUGAACUAAAUGUACAGGAAUUGAGCUUAAUGGCUUCCUUACUUCCCGUUUUCACAGGACAACC